Molecule: messenger RNA, 1380 nt
Organism: Gambusia affinis (western mosquitofish)
Lineage: Eukaryota; Metazoa; Chordata; Actinopteri; Cyprinodontiformes; Poeciliidae
Gene: tmem177
Product: transmembrane protein 177
Exons: 3
Coding region: 158-1090 (310 amino acids)
Source: RefSeq, a predicted model, not a curated record
CGUAAACGCUUUCAUAAUCACGGCAGGUCGAAUCGCUUUACGGACACCACCGGCAGUAUUUUGAAGUAUGUAAUUGUCCUUGUAAAGAUGCACCGAACCUAUAUCAUGUACUGAAAGUUGCUGCUCCAGGCUGAAACAUCUGCAUUAAGACCACACGAUGGCAUCUCGUUUCCUCAAGUUCUCUGUGCUUCUCCAGAAGUACCGGGCUCCGUUGCUCCUUGCGAGCUGUGGAGGAGUCUUUGCAGCCAACAUGUUCUACCAUGUUUUCCCCGAUUUGACCUACCGUCAGCUCUAUCAAGCUUGGCAUAAAGGACACCCAGUGGUGCUGUCGGAAAAGCUGGAAAGUGUCUUUCAGCAGGUCCUGAAGGACUUCGGUGUCAGCUCAGUCAAGAACUUCUCUGCCUUUGCCUCCUUCGGAUUCCACCCGGUUGGUGCUGGUGUUCCAUGGCUUCCUGCUGGCGCCCAAAUCGGCAUCCCAGCCAACUUUAACAGCACCACAGACGAUCCGAGUGGAAUAACCAACCGCAACAUCUUCAUCAACGGGAAAACAGUGAACUGGAGCAGCGAGGCCGGCUCUGCUCUGAAGGAGGCGCUAGUGUUCUCUGCAGAGGCACAGAAGUUCGCCAUUGCUCGGGAGGUGGCCCGCUUACAAUCCGGGGGUCCGGUCCUGACAGCCGCAGUCGCUCCAUUCUGCCUGGGCGGGGUUUGGGUGUACAGCGUGGUGCUGAAGCAGGUGUUCAGCCUGCAUGGCGGCCCCGUGCUGAUGCGUUUGGCAGUGAACAUUCUGGCGCUGGGAAUCGGGGCCGUUUCUUACUUCCUCACCUCUGACGCUCUCAGCCAGUGGAUUGACUACAGCUCAGACCAACACGCAGCGGGAGUGUCUCAGGAGUACGCCAGAGGAGGAGUGGAGUUUUAUGAUAAAAUCCUGUCCAGAAACAAGACGCUGCGCUCACUGAUGGGACAGAAAGGCGAGGAGAUGUAUGCGCCCAGUGGGAACCUGUUUCCUGCUCACGUCCUUCAGCUGAAGCACACGCCUUACACCUCCAGGAGAGAAGGCAUACUCGCUCUGAUAAAAGAAGAGAAAGCAUAAAGCGACAAAGCUGUUACCAUCAGGCUGAUAUUUCUAAUAGAAAUAUGCCUUUCUGCAUCUGUUGAAUAUUUAUUUUUUUGGCAUUAAGAUAGAAUUCAAGGUGUCAGAUAUGUAACUUUUAUCCAAUAAAAAGAUGUGGUUGAUUCUGAAUUCAGCUGACAUUUACUGCUUUAAUGUGAAAAAUAUCAACAACCCUUGGACUUUUUCACAUUUUGACCAAAAACUUCUGUAUAUUUAGAUGGGAUUUAAUGUUAACCAGCAGAAAGCAAAUAAAUCAUCGUGAAAUUGAA